AUGGACAGCAUCAGGGUCCGAACAGUCGUCUACCUGGGCGUCUGUAUGUCUGUCUUCAGCGUUAUCUGCCAGGGGCAGAUGUCACCCGAUAACAGACUCUCUUCACAAGAGGAACACUUUCCACUGGGAUAUGUCACCAGACAUUUGGUGAGUCGAAUUUACUCAUUUACUUUUUUGGGGGUCAUUCUUCAGGAUUUUAGGAUAAAACAGUUUGUUUUUGCCAUCAACGAAUGUGUGACUACUCUGUGAUAGAGAUGGAGGAUAGUCUACUUUUACCUUAUGUAUUCAAAUUAGCUAUGUAGGCUAUAUGUUAUCUACAUGAUACAUUUGUGCCCAUUCUUGCCCAAUGUCAAGUAGCCGAUUCUAUCGUUCCCCCUUCAAGCUAAUGUCGAAAAAUAGAUGCCAUGCAAUAUUCUUUUGGGUUGAUAAUGAAGAUGGUUCUAAUAAUCUUUAUUGGCGACUUUUUUCAGGCCGAUGCGCUCGAGGGGCUUCUGGAAGGCGGGCAGCAAGACAACAGGAUAGGUCUAUCAGUGGAGAAAAAAGCAAGUCUCAUUCCACGGGUAAGUAAAUUAAGUCAAGAAUAACCUUCGUAUUUUCACAUCUACCUUAUAUCUCUCAGUUCAAAAACGCACCUGAUGCACAACUGAAUGAGCGCAACAGGUUGUACCAGAGCCAUAUAUUUGGAGAGCCAACAUAGCCUAUGGUGCUGUCAGAAGCUGUCUGUUACAUUGAAUAUGCUUUUAUUUGGGAACAGAAAUGUGAAAGUAGGACCUAACGAAUUUUGCUAUACUCUCUCUCCUCUCUCAUAUUUACAGUGUGAUGUUGGAGAGCGGUGCGCUAUGAAGCACGGGCCGCGCAUCGGAAGGCUUUGUGACUGUCUGCGAGGCACCGCAUGCAACACAUUCUUCCUGCGUUGUUAUUGA
Molecule: messenger RNA, 923 nt
Organism: Coregonus sp. 'balchen'
Lineage: Eukaryota; Metazoa; Chordata; Actinopteri; Salmoniformes; Salmonidae
Source: the annotation of a GenBank genome assembly